GCAGAAACUCCAAAUGUAUUGGUAGAUCUUUAAUAAAGAAGUUUUCUAACACAGUCAUAACAUAGUCAUAAGUCAUAGUCAUCAAGAGAGUGAGUGUAGGAGGCGCUCCAUUCGUGCCACAGCCCCAGUCUUAAGUGCGAGCUCUCCUGCCUGAGUGAAAGCUCUCCACAGCCACCACCACCCUUUGGAAUGGCCAACAGGGGACCUGCCUACCGUCUGGGCCCGGAGGUGCAGCAGAAGAUUGAGAAACAAUACGAUGCAGAUCUGGAGCAGAUUCUGAUCCAGUGGAUCACUUCCCAGUGCUGCAAGGAUGUGGGCUGGCUUCAGCCUGGGCACGAGAACUUUCAGAACUGGCUCAAAGAUGGCACGGUGCUGUGUGAGCUUAUUAAUGGACUGUACCCCAAAGGGCAGGCCCCAGUGAAGAAGAUCCAGGCCUCCAUCAUGGCCUUCAAGCAGAUGGAGCAGAUCUCCCAGUUCCUGCAAGCAGCUGAGUGCUACGGCAUCAACACUACUGACAUCUUCCAGACUGUGGACCUCUGGGAAGGAAAGAACAUGGCCUGUGUGCAGCAGAUGCUGAUGAACCUGGGUGGGCUGGCGGUAGCCCGGGAUUAUGGGCUCUUCUCCCGGGAUCCCAAUGGGUUUCCCAGGAAAUGUAAGGAAAACCCCCGGAACUUCUCUGAUAACCAGCUGCAGGAGGGCAAGAAUGUGAUCGGGUUACAGAUUGGGACCAACCGUGGGGCAUCCUAGGCAGGCAUGACCAGCUAUGGGAUGUCACGCCAGAUCCUCUGAUCCUGCCCGCAGCCCUGCCCCUGCUUGCCGUGAAUGGUUGAUAUGUAUAUAUAUUUUAGCAAUGACAUUCCCCAAGAGCCCUAGGAGCUCUCAUACUCCCGCCUGCCAGGGUGGGGGCCUGCCCUGUCUCCUCUUGGGGUGCCCAGCAGUGGCCUCUUCCCUGUGCUUUACUAAUACAUUCCUUUCUCCAGACCCACCAGAACUGGACCAACUGACCUUUUUCCCUGGGACCAAAACUGAGGGGUGGGGGUUGGGGGGCUGCCCCCCAAUGCCCCUCUCCCCACCAAGCCUCUUCUCUUUUUCUCAGGCCUCCCCACCAUAGCCCCAGCCCCAACAACCCGGGCUCUACGCCUUAGUCUGUUCCUUGGCUAGGGGUCAAGGAUGCUGCCUAAUGGCCCUCUCCCUGCAAGUAUGCCUCACCCGCAGCCAUGGCUGCAGGGACUUAGUCUCUAGGGAGGGGCUGUGGCAGCUGCCACCCCAGCCCAGCUGGACUGCACUCACUACAGUUCUGGGGCAGCCUGCCCCGACAGAGGCCCUCUGGCUUCUCAUUUUCCAUUCCUCUC
This is a messenger RNA of Phacochoerus africanus (Common warthog), 1352 nucleotides long. Its product is annotated as transgelin-2-like. The transcript has a single exon. Gene Ontology annotation, molecular function: protein binding. NCBI's taxonomy places the organism in Eukaryota, Metazoa, Chordata, Mammalia, Artiodactyla, Suidae. The record is from RefSeq and is a predicted model, not a curated record. Bases 190 to 747 code for a protein of 185 amino acids.